Ceraceosorus bombacis is the source of this 768-nucleotide messenger RNA. NCBI's taxonomy places the organism in Eukaryota, Fungi, Basidiomycota, Exobasidiomycetes, Ceraceosorales, Ceraceosoraceae. The record is from the annotation of a GenBank genome assembly.
AUGUGUUGCAAAAGGAGCAGGUGAGCAGCGCUAUCAAUUGCGUGGUGGAUCGGACAUCAUAUGGGACUGUCGAUAAGCGUGCUUGCUGCGUUCGUGAUGGCUCUUCUGCACGUUCAUUCGCAUUGCGUAUUCGUGCAUUCCUCUGCUCGACUGUUGCAAGUGAGCCUUGAGCUGAAGUGUGCUUCUGCUUACAUAUCGUCUGGGCAAGCCUGAUCAGAUGAGUAGGCAGGAGGAAGUCACAGUGUCGUCUGCAUCAUCUCAUCUCUUGUUGACCCUGUUUGAAUUCAGAUUCGUGAUUGCCAGACGCACGAGCCGUCACGAGGGCGCUGGCUGGCUGCGCGCCAAGCCUUCGCUGUCGAGUGGGCCUACGCAGGGUGCUUCUUUGCCAAGAACGGUAUCGCUGAGCAACAUCUUUCGACGAGACGGCCAAAAUGAGGAGAAGGGAAGGCGCGUGCGGGCGAGUGAGUGAGUGAGGCGCUGGCCAAGACUUUCCCAAUUCAUGCCCUCCUUCUGUGCUUCUUGCUUUCUAAGCAAAGAAGCAGGGGGGUGCCACAACGAUUGUUAAUGGUGCGGCUGGGACUUGGACAGCAUUUGCUGCCCGGCCUACAACUCUUGACUGGGGAGUGCGACACGGCCGAACUUGACCCAUCGUUAGCACGCACGCCCCACUCCAACAGAUCCGAACCAUUUCUGUCGAGCGACGCUACGAAGUACCACAAAAUUGCACGAUUGGCACCCCGCCCCCUACUCUAUCGGAACUCAGCAUAG